UCAGUUGCAGGCGGAACUGCAGAUCAACUUUUAGAGAGAUCCCACACCCUGUCCGGUUCCCCCCUGUAUCCUGCUGCUCGGCUCCUUUCAGCACCAUGUACCGGAUGCCUUGGAGCGGAGGGGAGCACGCUCCCGGUUUCUACGACAGCAGUUCGGUAUUGCGGAGGAAUUCCCUCUUGUACCCCGUCCCCGGAACCGCUGCAGCCCCAGCCUCCCAGACGCUCCCGGGGCCAGGCGGCCUGUUUGAAGACCAGCAAUUCCCUGCAGCCAACUCCUCUCUCCAUGGCCCGGCAGGGGUCUCGCAGUAUAACAUUGCCAUUACACGGUGGAUGAGGCCACGGGAAAUUUGUGCUAAUCCUCAGUUCAUUGUUGAUGGAGCCACCAGAACAGACAUCUGCCAGGGAGCUUUGGGUGACUGUUGGUUCCUGUCAGUCAUCGCUUGCCUCAGUCUCAAUCAGCAUGUGAUGGAACAGGUUAUACCCCCUGACCAGGGCUUUGGGGAAGGUUACACAGGCUGUUUCCGCUUUAAGUUCUGGCAGUAUGGGCAGUGGGUUGAAGUUGUGGUGGAUGAUCAAUUACCCACUAUUAACAAUAAGUUGGCGUUCCUUUAUUCCAAAGACAACAAUGAGUUCUGGAGCCCACUCCUGGAGAAAGCCUAUGCCAAGUUGAAGGGCUCCUAUGAGUCUCUCUACAUUGGCUACCCAUUAGAAGCAAUGGUUGAUCUCACUGGAGGAGCUCCUGAAUCAUUUCAGAUCAGUGAGAUGCCAAAAGAUCUCUGGAAAUUCCUGAGAAAGCUGCUUGAGAAAGGCUCAAUAAUUUGCUGUGCUAAACCGGGGCCAGUCGGUGUAUUAAAUGAACAAGGCAUCGUGACUGGGCAUGCGUAUUCAGUGACUGGUGUAGACCAGGUUCAGGUGAAGACCAAUAGAAUAGAGUUGGUGCGAGUUCGCAAUCCAUGGGGAAGAGUCGAGUGGAACGGGGCUUGGAGUGAUGGGUCUGCAGAGUGGAGCCAAGUCACUGACACAAACUGUAGGCAGAUGGUACACCUGGAAGAUGGAGAGUUUUGGAUGUCCAUUGAGGACUUCAAGAAGAACUUCGGGAAUGUGGAAAUUUGUCACUUGAGUCUGUCCCAGCUGUCCAACCCGGAUGGGAAGCUGAAACCCUGGGUGCAGAUGGUGUAUGAGGGGCGCUGGAUUCGAGGUUUCUCAGCUGGAGGCAACUUGUAUUACAAAGAUAAGUACUACUGGAUGAACCCACAGUUCAAACUCACCCUCUUUGAAGAAGAUGAUGAUCCUGAUGACCCUGAGGUGACCUGCACAUUCCUGGUGGCCUUGAUGCAGAAACACAGGCGCCGGAUGAGGCUUACAGGAGUCAACUUCCUGUAUAUUGGCUUUGAUAUCUUUAAGGGAAACCCCACAAAAGCUUUCUUGACUCAUGAGGAUUUACAGGAAAACCCACCAGUGCUCUCUGUAAAGGAGCACAAAAACAGCACUGAGGUCACAAUGCGAGGCUGUUUGCCACCAGGCCACUACGUGAUCAUCCCAUCGACCGCCAAUCCCAACGAAGAGGGGGAAUUCCUCUUGCGAGUCUUCACUGAGAAGGGUAACACGGCUGAGCCUGCAGAGAGAAACACCUUACCCAUGGAGAAUCCUCAGCGUCUACCAAACCUUGCACCCUGUCCACUUCCCUCUGCUGGAGAAUCCAAGGAACUGUUUGACAGGAUGUGUGGACCGGAUGAAGCUAUUUCAGCAUUGGAGCUACAGAAACUACUGAUAGAAAUCCUACAGAAAUCCGGUCUUAAUGAAAAAUGGGAUGGGUUUGGUCUGGAUGCCUGCAAGAGCCUCAUUUCGCUGACAGAUAGACAUGGAUUUGGAAAAAUUGGAUUCACAGAAUUCAGUAAUCUCUGGAGUAAAAUCUGCCAAUGGACGCGAGUCUUCAAUCAGUUCGAUAAGGAUGGAUCAGGGACCAUGAACAGCCAGGAAAUGUUCAGCGCCUUGCAAGCAGCAGGAUUCCAGGUGGAUGAGUUCUUGAUGCAGCUGAUCGGACUGAGGUACACAGACCCUGAUCUGACCUUCAGUUAUGUGACAUUCAUUUGCUGUCUGACAAAGCUGGACACAAUGAUCCGAUCAUUCAAAACUAUGGACAAGUUUGGAACAGGAGUGAUUAAUAUCACCUAUAAAGAGUGGCUCCAGAUGACUAUGUACAGCUAGGAUUUUACAACCUGUAUAGUCACUCAGCUGGAAAAGGAGCUCUCACUCAAGAUGGUUCAGAAUAGCUUUGGCUCUUGAGAGUCUGGUGGCAACCAUUCAGACUCAGACUUCCUGGUUAUAACAUCAAAUCGAUGACAAAUCCUCCAUGAAUCCAUUGUUAAUUGUUAGAAAAUCCAUCUGUUUCCCAGUGUCCUUUAGGGAAGGAAACUUGCUAUCUGACAUGUGACUCCAGACCCACAGCAAUAUAGUUGCUUCUUAAUUAUACUCUGGCAAUUAGAGAUGGAUAAUAAAUGCUAGCCUAGCCAGCGACGUCCUCAUCACAUGAAUGAAUUUUUUAAAAUCCUCAUUGAUUUCUGAUGUGUUUCUGUAGAUAGCUCAUUGAGACACUUACCACAAGAAAUUCCAGCACUGUCAGGAGCACUCAAAGUCAUUUACUCAUCUUUUCCCUGUAUUGAUGACUCAAUCCUUGAAAUGUCUUCUCAGAACUCCAACUUGCUGCCAGUUGACAAUAUGUUGCAUUUAUACAGAUAGGUGAUCAGUUAACUGGAAGUUAGUGAUAGAGUCAUAGAGAUGUACAGCACGGAAACAAAGCCUUCAGUCCAACUCGUCCAUGCUGACCAGAUAUCUCAACACAAUCUAGUCCCACCUGCCAGCACCCGGCCCAUAUCCCUCCAACCCUUCCUAUUCAUAUACCCCUCCAAAUGCCUUAUAAAUGUUGCAAUUGUACUAGACUCCACUGCUUCCUCUGGCAGCUCAUUCCAUGUAGUUCUGGAUUCCCCCAACCCAGGGAAAAGACUUUGUCUAUUUAUCCUAUCCAUGCCCCUCAUAAUUUUAUAAACCUCUAUGAGGUCACCCGUCAGCCUCUGACGCUCCAGGGAAAACAGCCCCAGCCUGUUAGUUAAGACAGCGAGUUGCAUAGUCUUUCUCAUCUAAGUCUGAAGAUGUGAAUUUAACUAACAUUCCAGAGAUUUGAGCAGAAACUCCAGACUGACAUUCCCAGUCCAUUAAGCUGCAAUGUCAAAAGUGCUGUUUUAGGGAUGGGACGUUAAGUAGAUGGCCUAAGUCUUUCAUAGCAAAGAACAGGGAAGUGCAUGCUGGUGUUCUUGCUAAUAUUUAUACCCCAACCAUCAUCACUAUUGGAAAACAUUACUUGGUCGUUAUUACAUUGUUGCACAAAUUGACAGACUGUCAUACUUCCUGCUUAACAGUGACCACAUUUCAAAAAGUAUCUCACUAGUUUCAAAACACUUUGCGAAACCUUAGGUUGUGAAAGGUACAACAAAAGCGCAAAUCUUUCUUACUUUUAAUUUGUUUUCUUGCACAGUUUCUGACCUUAAAAAUGUACUGCACUAUUGUGUUUGCUAUUCACUUCAGUCUCUCAGUUAAGGGUGAACCAGUAGGGAGAUGACAGGGUAGCAAUAAUUUCACUGGGCUAGUAAUCUAUAGACGCUCAGGGAGGAAACAAAAGCAGAAAACAGAUCAUCAGAACUGAUGAAGGUUCACUAGACCUGAAGCGCUAACUCUGCUCUCUCUCCACAGAUAUUGCCAGACCUGCUGAAUUUCUCAAACAAUUUCUGUUUUUGUUUCAGAUCUCCUACAUUUGCAGUUUUUUGUUUUACUUUGGUGCUCUGGGGACAUGGUUUCAGGUUUAAGUUUGUUUAACAAAUCGGUGAUUAAAAGCCUGUGUCAGUAAUGGUAAAAAUGGAACUGUUGUUGAUUGUCAUGGAAACCCAUCUGAUUCACUGAUGUUCUUCAGGGGAAAAUCUGCCAUCCUUAAUGUGGUAAUUUUUAAUUGCCUUCAAAUGGUGGAGGAAGUAGCGCAGUUCAAGGAUAAUUAGGGAUGGGUGACAAAGGAUGGUCUUGCUAGCAACAUCCAUGUCCCAAUUUUUUAAAAAUCCCAAUAUCUAUAAUAAAAAUAAAAAGCUACACUUUUGAUGUUCCAAUGAAAGAUCAUCUCAACCUGAAUUGUUAACUCAAUUUCUCUGCACAGAUGUUGCAGACCAGUCCGAGUAUUUUAGCAACCAAAGUAUUUUGUUUUUGUACUUUCCUGUAUGUGUUAUUUUCCACAUAGCCAAUGACUGCUUACAAUUUUAGUGGGUUAAAAAUGGCAGCAAUUUAAAGUAAAAACCACAGGAAAUUAACCAAUUCUCACCUCGCAGUUUUAAGAGUUUAUUUAAAUAUAAAACCUGUAGCUCAUUUGGAAUUGUUCAUUUGUUUGAUUUUUUUUGCACACUGUAAU
Messenger RNA from Hemiscyllium ocellatum (epaulette shark), 4446 nucleotides. RefSeq names its product calpain-3-like. The transcript is spliced from 20 exons. The record is from RefSeq and is a predicted model, not a curated record. Bases 96 to 2207 code for a protein of 703 amino acids. NCBI's taxonomy places the organism in Eukaryota, Metazoa, Chordata, Chondrichthyes, Orectolobiformes, Hemiscylliidae. Gene Ontology annotation, biological process: proteolysis. Gene Ontology annotation, molecular function: calcium-dependent cysteine-type endopeptidase activity; calcium ion binding. Gene Ontology annotation, cellular component: cytoplasm.